AUGUCAGACAAGGAGGCGUAUAAGACCAUCCACCACCUGUGCACCACUGAAGCCAGCCAGGUCCUGCCUGUGGAACUGCAGCUGGUGUCCAGGGUCUGCCACGCCUCCAGGCAGCUUGGCGCAGUACCUGAGUCUCUCCAGCAGAGGGCAACACUCAAAUGGAGCUCUGAGCUGCUGGAUGCACACAGGGUUGUGAGUGAAGGUGUUCCGCCAGAGGCCCUCCCUGCCACAGAGCAGGAGGACUGUGUGUCUGAGCAGUCCGCAGAGAACUCGCUGGCUCUGGCGGACUGGAAACGCAUCGCUGAAUACUAUGUGGAGAGACCCCGCAUCCUGAUGCACGGACGGGCUACUCCACUGUGCGACCAAGAGAUGAAAAUGUUCUGGAGCCCAGCUCCACCAAAGUUCAGAUGUGCACCCAGCUUCCUGAAGGACAAGCUCUUCCCCAAAUACCAGGUAGUGUUGCAACCCACAGUGUCUAUGAAGUUAUUAUGUUUAACUUUGAUCCUUUCUAUUUGCGAUCCCUGUGGCCAGUUGAAGCGUCCCUCUUCCGCCCCGCUCCUGAACGCCAGUGCUGAUGCCGACCUCAGGAUCAGGGCCGACUUCAACUCCAUCAUCUCCGAGCUGGAGGUGGUGGGGAAGCUCAGGCAGUCUCUGACCACCAGAGACGUCCAGCAGCAGCAGCAGCAGCAGCAGCAGGCCCACCAGCCCACCAGCCAGGCUUCACUGGUCAAGGCCUCCCAGGGCUCAGACACGGAGGCGGAAAGAGUGGUGGACCCCCACCUGCUUCAGGCACGGCCCCACGUCCGCCCGCAGCGCCAGCAGAGCUCCCGGGUCCGGGCGGUGCAGGAGGACCUGUCCCAGAGGAGCAUCCCCGCCAGGCGCAGGGGGGCCAAGGCAGGGAGGAAGCUAAGGCCUGGUAAGCUGGCGGAGAUCCUGAGCCAGCUGAAGGAGAAGCCCUGCACACUGCUCAGGAGUGAAUCUGUGAGACUGUUGCCCCAGACGGGUUCUGCCAGUGGACUGUGUGGCAGCCUCCUGCGCUGGCCCAGCCAGCCACUCCUGCUGGACUUCCAGGGUUUCGCCACUGAGCGUGGAGGCGUACCGCCGGAGGUGGAGGUGCGUGAGUGGGUGCGGGAAAUCUGGAAUGCCUGGUUUGACGAGGUCUUCCCCCCACUGAAGGAGAGCGCCAGCCGCAUUAUCGUGGACAGCCGGAGGAACGCCUUGGUUGUCGACAGCGAGCGGACGGAGACCCGCGAGGUGACUCCGGAGCUAGAGAACGUGGACCUGUCCAAGGCGCUCCCCGAGGGGGUCACCGUGGCCGACCUGCAGGAGGAGGUGGAGGCCCUGAGCCAGGCCAUGGCCCAGCAGAAGACAGUCGGCGCCUUUGACUUGUGCCGUCGCGGGGGACUGUACAAGAAGCUCGGCCUCCUCAACCAGGCCAUGGAGGACCUCAACCAGGCCAUAUCCCUGGAGCCGGGCUUACUUGAUGCCUACUGGCACAGACACAGCAUUUAUCUGCUCAGAAAGGACGACAGCAGUGCCCUGAAUGACCUCAACUUCAUCAUCAAGCACACAAAGAAGCAUGCCGAUGCGUUCCACUCCAGGGCUGAAAUCUACAGGGCCAGAGGACAGAGCACUCUGGCCAUUAUCAACUUCACCAAGGCCAUCAGAUGCAGGCCAGAGGAUGAUAAGAACUACUUCAGGAGGGCCCAGAUUUACAUGCAGACAAAUGAGAUACUGCUGGCCAUGGAGGACUACGCUAAAGUACACCGCAAACACAUGCACACACACACACACACUCACACACACACACACACACACAGACAAAUGUUUGGAAUGCCAUGGAAGAGUGCUUUUUGUGAGCUCGUGAAGACAUUGCUAUUUGUGUCAGGCAUAAUCUUUUCUUACCUCAUGUCUCACCUCACCUCAUUUUUCUUUUUCUUUUUUAAAUUGCAGACAUACAGCGUAAACCAUAAAAGGACGGACGCCCUGAUGAUCCACGGGCAGCACUACUUCCAGAACUCAAACUGGCUGGUGGCGCUCGCAGACUUCUCCUCAGUGCUGCAUCAGGAGCCGGGACAUGCCGAGGCCAGUUAUAACCUUUCAAGUUUGGAGUAUCGAGAGUGCGUAAUCCCCUACCUGCUGACCAGACCCACGGCCUUGACUGGAUCUUGGAGUUUGACCAUUAGAAACCAUAGAAAGGCCACCACACUGCCUCACACAGUCCUUUUGUACCACAGGACCUACCGGGGCCAGAUCUACGUCAAGCUGGGUCAGUUUAACAAUGCUGCGGACGACUUGUCCCUGGCCCUGCACCUGAACCCCAACAACUGGCUGGCCUUCUACCACCGUGGCUGCCUGGUGCGAAAGAGACAGCCUGAGAGUGGUAUCAGGGACCUGAGCACAUCUGUGCUGAUCAACGACAGCCCGGCAAACGUCAGCGCCUUCCUGCACCGUGGCCUGAUCUACUCCGACCUCAGGCUGUGGAAACAGGCCCUGGCUGACUUUGAAACCGUCGUCAAAGUCGACAGCACUAUAGCCGUGGCCCAUGUGAACCUGGGCCUUAUUUACAUGCUGAAGAUGAACCAACAACACGAGGCCAUCCAGAUGUUUACCAAUGCCCUGAAAGUAAACCCCACCUACGUUCGAGCUUACAUCUGCCGUGCCAAGGCCUUCCAUAUUGCGGGUGAUUUGAAGAGUGCUUUGAAGGAUCUGACCCGUGCCUCACACAUGAAGCCUGACGUUCAGCAGCUCUACAUCCUGAGGGGUCAGUAUUUAUGCGACAUGGGAUUGUUCACCCAGGCAACCCGCUGCAUCGAGUAUGCGGCUGAGAUGAGCCAAGUACACACUCAGAAUUAUAUCAUCACCCUCUGUCCCCCCAUAGCACUGGGCUCAUCAUCCUCUGUCCCCCCCAUAGCACUGGGCUCGUCCCCAUUGCAGCAGGCUGCUGUGCAGUCUUUCCUGGGGAACAACGACAGGGCCAUCGCCUGCAUGACACACGCUGUGGGCCAGAGCCGUCUCCCCAUCCUCAUCCUCGUGGGGAAGACGCAGAUGAAGUCAAACCUGUUCCCGGAGGCGGUGGAGAGCUUUAAAAAGGCCCUGGCGGUUCUGUGCCCUGUGGAGAGUCACCCAGUGACUGCACCAGAGGCCGCUCAGAUCUACCACCUGAUGGGAAUGUGCUACAUGUCCCAGGACCUCCUGCAGCAGGCUUGUGAUGCGUUCACUAAUGCGUUGAAGAUCAACCCGGACUACGCCGACGCCUACCACCAACGUGGCCUGUGCCGCAUGCGGCUCAACCAGAGCAGGAGUGUUCAGGACUUCAACCGCGCGCUGUCCCUCAACCCCUACUUCUUCCAGGUGUAUUUGAGUCGUGCAACCUUCUAUGGGACCAACAGCCGAUAUUCUACAGCUAUUCUGAACUGCAACGAAGCCAUCAAGAUACAGCCAAACAGCGUGAGGGCAUAUCUGUACAGAGGUGCUUUCAAAUACUUCCUCAAGGUGUACAAUGGAGCAGUGGAAGACCUGACCACAGCCGUCAAACUCGACCGCACCUGCUCUUUUGCUUACUACAACCGUGCCGUGUGCCACCACCAGAUGAAGGAAUACGAGCAGGCCCUGCGAGACUACAGCAUUGUCCUCCUGCUCCCCGAACAGAGGGAGAUCGGCCUUAAAGUAAUGAUCAACCGCGGCCUUCUCUACAUGGAGCUUAACGAUCAUCACAAUGCCUUGGCGGUAUGGAGGGAUUCCAAUUCAGCGCGGUGUAAAACUGCCAAGAGCCUCGUCUCAGCCUCCACCACUGAUUUCAUAACAGCCUCAAAGAGAAAACCAAAGGAUACGGCCAUCCACCAUGCCGUGGGAGUGUAUCAUCACAGGCUGGGCCAGCUGCAUCAGUCUGUGGAGUCCUACACAGCGGCCAUUCGGCUUCUCCCCUUCUCCCUGGACGCCUACGUGGGCCGGGGCAGCGUCUACAUGGACUACGGCCACGCCCAGGCUAACAAGCAGGCACAGAGGGACUUUCUGUCUGCCCUACACCUCAAUCCGCUCUCUGUCAAUGCACGCAUCUGCCUAGCGUACAACUUUCAGGUUUUUGGAUGUUUCCAGAAGGCCUGGAAUCAAUUCACCAUCGCCUCGGAGAUCAGCCCUUCAAGCUGGGCCGCCUACGAGGGCAGAGCCAUUGUCAACCUGCAGAUGGGGAAUCUCUAUGCUGCCUUCCAGGACAUCAGCAAAGCACUGAGGCACAACCCACUGCACGACCAGCUUCUCACUAACCGCGGCGUUAUAAGCCAGUACAUGGGAGACAAAUCCACUGCUAUGCAGGACUACCAGAAGGCUAUAUCUGUGAACCCCGACUACUCUUUGGCCUACUUCAAUGCUGCAAACCUCUACUUUUUCAACAGGCAGUUUGAAAAGGCCCUGGAGUACUACAGCGAGGCCAUCAAGCUGGACCCCGGGGACGAGUCUGCGGUGCUCAACCGCGCCAUCACGCUCACCUUGCUGCGGAAGGUUCCGGAAGCCUUGCAGGACUUCACCCAGGCCUUGCGGCUCAACCCACACUUCUCGCAUGUGUUCCUAAACCGGGCCAACCUCUACUGCUCCCUGAGGAAGUACCGCAGUGCAGAGAGGGACCUGACUCAAGGUUGGGCUCUCCUCUGCUCCUCUGUGCUCUCUGUCAUUCUCAUUCAUUUUCUGGCUCUUUUUUUUUUUUUUACCUUUCCUGGUUGUUUCACGGCUGGCUCUGUAGUUGUAGAUUCCCGCCUCCAUCUUUUCUCUCCAUCUAUUGACCUGCUGCCCAGUGAUGCCUUGCUGUAUAAACUGCGUGCUGAUGUGCGUGGUCACCUGGGCCUUACCCAGCAGGCCUUGCAGGACUAUGGCACCGCGCUGGAGCUCCAGGAGGCACAGGAUUCAUUAGUCACUCCCCGCUGACAGCGGGCGCUGACUUCUCCACAGGACCCUUGCUUCAAUGGAAAUAAAGCUGAAGGCCACAGGUUCCACCUCUAAGUGCCACUUUAACAGUGUACUGAAGCACCCACAGCAUUUGUAAUUAUACUCAGUGCAUAGUCAGUUGAGUGGAGGGGUUCAACAAUCAUGGUCAUCCAGAUGAGUCUUAGUUGCUGAAUGUAUAUUUGAAGCACAACAAAAGUGUGUGUCACCUGGAUGCAAAAGUAGCAGUUUCCAGGAGGGUUGCAGUCAUAUCACCUUCCAUUUGAGUGAGUGUAUAACAGGUGCUAAGUGCAGGACCAGUCUCUAAAUUCCUUUGAACAGCCCGGUGUGACUUUUUACUUGCAUUUAUGCAGAGUGGCUUGAAAGUUCUCCUGAGGCAUAUUCUAUCAGCAGGUUCCCAUCCCUUCUCAUUUGCCUUUUAUUUCCUAUUUGUCCACAUCUCUUGACAUUUACAGCUGGCUGUGCCCUUAUCUGGCUUUAAUGUACCUUUUGGUGCAGUGGCUAGCUGUGUUAUUUAUUCAAAUUAUUGAUGCUUGAUGAUUCCAGCCGUUAUAAUGGCCAGGCAUAUGUUUUUUUUUUUUUGUGCAAGCUCAGCUAGCAAGUCAAGUCAGGGCAAAACCUCUAAAUGCAAAUGAGUUGUAAUGACCAACACAAAGCACCUGCAAAGAGAACUGUUUGACACGCAGUCACCCACAAGACCCACGUCUAACUCAAUUAAAAUAAGCCUCAAGUCAAGCUAGACAUAGACAUGAAUUCUAUCCUCAUUGUGUCACAUUGUGAUUAUCAGACUAUUUAACCUUUCCUCUUUUCUUCUUAUGAUUCCAUCUUGAUUCCUCUCACACACACACACACACACACACACACACACACACACACACACACACAUUCAGUAUAUAUACUUCCAUCAGUUCUACUUUUAAAGGCUUUUGCUCCACCUGCUCCACCAGAGGAAAGUCCUUUUGGUGAAAAAAAAGCAACCUUAUGGAGGCUUGAGUUUGAUGAAAAACAGAACACCUGCCCAGAGAGAGCUGGCUUUCUUCCAGAGAUGGGCAGAGAACUAGAGAGAGAGAGUGAGAGAGCAGAGUGCGAACACAGCCAUCUGUGCUGCCAUCUCGCAGCCCGACCGAUACUCAUUACCUUUCAAGGGCAGCCAUCACGGCUCUUGUGCAAGCGGGGGCACUUGGAUGGGGUUGUACAAACGGAAACAGGGAGCAAUUUGCCGGGGUGACAAAAGCAUUUCUCAGUAAUGUCCCUUGUUUUUAUUAUUCGCAUUUAAAUGAGGUAUGCCGCUGUGGGGUUGGCAUCCUUUCACAAGUAGAGUGUCGUAGAGAUGCUAAUGAGAAAGCAUAAAAUAAGCCUCUGUGAGGAACAGAAUAUAUUUUAGGAUCACCUGCAUCAGCGCCGUCAUUACAAUGCCAACACAUUUCUUAUUUUUUUUGUUAUCCAUAUUUAGAGGUCUUUUGUCACACAGAUUGAGGUCAUGUUAUUCACCAUUUCCUCCCAACUUGCUUUUUUCCCAUUCUUCUUGUGAAGUCGUGUCCCUCCUAUCCAGCCUAAUAAUGUCAUAAAUGCAAUCAAAGUUUAUCCUGCCACAAUUCACACAAGCUGC
Molecule: messenger RNA, 6547 nt
Organism: Clupea harengus (Atlantic herring)
Lineage: Eukaryota; Metazoa; Chordata; Actinopteri; Clupeiformes; Clupeidae
Gene: ttc6
Exons: 27
Coding region: 1-4920 (1639 amino acids)
Molecular function (GO): protein binding
Source: RefSeq, a predicted model, not a curated record